UGUCCGCUCAAAAAGUUUUUUGUGGUAAUUAGGGAUCAGACAGUUUCCGGCCGAAUUAAAAUUGUUAACACCAGUGUUAAACAGAUAAGGGGUUUAGAAGUAAUCUGUAAAGGCGAAGCAUUCACCAGUUGGCAAAGACGCAGUUUAAAGUUAAAAGCGGGACAGUACGUGCACAAAAAGAAGAAUUUUCUGAUGUAUGAAGGAAAAGAAAAGUAUUUUAGAUACAAAUAUUUUUUAUUGGGUGGUAAAGGUCAAGAAAUCGAAUUGCCACCGGGUGACCACUUUUACACCUUUACUUUUGUAUUACCUUCCGAUUUACCCCCUUCAUUUGAACAUUCGAAAGGUUACAUAAGAUACAGCCUAAAGGCAAGACUAGUCCGGCCCUGGAAACCAGAUCAGAUAGCUUCGAAAGUUAUAACUUUGGCAAACAACUUCGACCUCAAUUCUGUCCCUACAUUACGCGAGCCCAAAUCAGUAAAGAACGAACAAACGGUCGGGUACUUUUGCUUCGCGUCUGGCAUAGUAAGUUUAACAAUAUCUACUCCCCAAACAGGAUACGUGAGCGGGGAAAAAAUGACCGUAGCCUGCGAAGUGGAAAACGAGUCAAGUGUGAAAGUACAAGGAAUAAGAUUUUAUCUAAAGCAGCUGCUACAUUUUUCCGCUACUUAUCCGUUUAAGGAAACGGAGCGUAAAGAAUUGAAAUUGGCCAAGAAGAUUCGGCGAUGUCAAAUACUCGCCGGUGAAGUCGAUAAAUUUCAAACAAACAUCACUGUUCCUGAGGUAGCUCCGUCGAAUUUGUCUCGCUGCAGUAUCAUUGACUUGAAAUACGAACUGGAGGUUGUGGUCAAUCUUGGUUCGUUUCACAAUGAACUAACAGCAACCAUCCCCAUCACAAUCGGUUCUGUUCCUUUAGCGCAGGGUAGUAAUUCUAAUCCCACAGCUCCCGAACUAAAUGCCCAAUCUCUUACUUCCGUACUAAGUUGGCUAAGCGUCCUGGCAACACCAUUACUCUCCAAAAAUGGACAACAAACGUACUUUUCGUCAGAUGUACUGGAAUGUCCGCAAAACCCGAAGGCACCGAGCGAAUUCAAUUCAUAUAGCACUUGUUCGUACCCAGCAAUCGCAAAUCAAAGUCCAUCAACUUUAAUGAGUUGCAUGGAAAGCGGUUGCAGUAUUUCCAAACCUAAUAAUGAUACUUGUCAAAACCUUUUAGAGUCUGUAAGUACAUUGAAAACAACGUAA
Agrilus planipennis (emerald ash borer) is the source of this 1242-nucleotide messenger RNA. RefSeq names its product arrestin domain-containing protein 17-like. Gene Ontology annotation, biological process: protein transport. Gene Ontology annotation, cellular component: cytoplasm. The transcript has 2 exons. The record is from RefSeq and is a predicted model, not a curated record. The annotation marks the transcript as partial. Lineage: Eukaryota; Metazoa; Arthropoda; Insecta; Coleoptera; Buprestidae.